Messenger RNA from Pyricularia grisea, 1563 nucleotides. RefSeq lists its product as uncharacterized. Gene Ontology annotation, biological process: protein N-linked glycosylation. Gene Ontology annotation, molecular function: alpha-1,6-mannosyltransferase activity. Gene Ontology annotation, cellular component: mannan polymerase complex. The transcript has 2 exons. Lineage: Eukaryota; Fungi; Ascomycota; Sordariomycetes; Magnaporthales; Pyriculariaceae. The record is from RefSeq and is a predicted model, not a curated record. Bases 475 to 1563 code for a protein of 362 amino acids.
GCAGAAGAAUACCAUCUACCCUGUCUUCCUCACUACGUGGCAAGGUGGUUUGUACCCUUGUCAUGUUGGUUAAUUGUCAAGGUCCCAUUGUCAAUUGUCCACCUCUGGUCUGGAUUCUUUUUAACCUAAGUAUUGAACCACCACCAACCGCCAUCACCACCAGACGGUGGAAUUUCCAUCGUGUUCACGUGUUCAUGCGUAAGGAAGCCUUUCUUAUCAUUCCAGUCAACUAUCAUUCCAUGUUCCAUGUCUAAUUUUUUGUUUUUUUUUAUCUUUUUUGAUUGUUUCCGCCAAACCGACCGAUUGGCCCGCCGCUUUCUCUUCCUUUACCCAUAUUUGCUCCGUAUUUACGUUCUUUCUCGCGCAAGACUCACAUCCGUCUUCAUAUAAAAAAGCAAAAAAGAAGAGGACACACGUUGCUUUGCUGGUUCCACAUAUCCAUACUUCACUUUUACCUCUCUUUUUCCACAUUAAAUGGCGAUCAGGCUUGCCAAUCCAAACACUAUACUCUCGCAAUGCGAUCAAGCCGUCCAGCAUUUCUUACGGCCAAGAUACCGCACCCGCCUUUUGGCGGUUCUCGCCUUGGUGAUACUGUCAAUCUGCUGGCUACUGUAUGGCAAGUCAAAUCUGCACCAAACUGGUCAACGUCGCAACCAUGACUUCACUAGUCCGAAAGAUUACGGCUCCUUGGACGAUGCUUCAGCUUCAGCAAGGUCGGACUGGGUCAAAGCACACUCAGGCCACCGUAUUCCUGCGAGCAUUUGGCAGAUUAUGCUCCCCAAAGUUUUUGGUGAGAAGUCUCUGGUUAAGUCAGAUGCCCUGAGGCAGACGGCUACCUGGUUGGCCAUGAACCCAGAUUAUGUAUAUACUUUGGUGGGCCAGGAUGGUGGAAACGAUUUCGUCAACCGCCACUUUGGAUACAACAAGACUAUCGUCUCCACAUUCAACUCUUUGCCUAAUGUCGGCAUGAAGUCCGAUUUGCUUCGAUAUCUCAUUCUUUAUAUUGAAGGUGGUGUUUAUACAGACACGGACACUGUCGCAUUGAGACCGAUUGACGACUGGAUACCGAAGCCAUUCCGCAACGAGACCCGUCUUGUUGUCGGUAUUGAAUUCGACCAACGUGACGGAGGUAGAUGGGCGGACAUCCCUCACGCUCUUCAGUUUUGCCAGUGGACUAUUGCUGCCGCACCUGGCCACCGUAUUUUCCAGAUGAUGAUAUCCCGAGUGAUUCAAUCUUGGCAAGAGCUGAAGCAAAAGCACAACAUCAACACCGUCGGCGAAGACCCGUCUUGGAAAUUGACAAGCUUCGAAGUUAUGAACUCCACCGGCCCAGCAGCAUGGACGGAUGUUGUGUGGGAAUACUUGCAAGAAACCGACAACACCUUAACGGACAUCAGGAACCUGUCAUCCCUUGGUCCCCCAAGAUUGUUCCAUGAUGUACUUGUUCUGCCCAUUGAUGGGUUUGGGAUGGGACAGUCACAUUCAGGCAGUACUAAUGACGGAAGUAUACCCGAUGGGGCCCUCGCAAAACAUUUGUUUGGGGGUUCGUGGAGAGCAGACUAG